AUGAAGAGCAAGGUCAAAGGCACUAUUCUGCCUUUACAACAGGCGGAAUUCGACGCCCUGCCGUAUUCAGUCCAGAGAAAGUACUUUUCAUCCCUGGAGCGUUUGCAGAUCCGACAACAGGCCUCCGACGAGCCUACAUCAGGCCGCUCAUCCCAAGCCAGCACCUCAUCCAAAUCCCACCGGCCUUCUCUAUCACUCGGCACCGGACGACGCAGACGUAAAUCCGAAAAGGCCGUGCAAUCUCACGACAUCUCCCAAGUCGAGCUGGACUUUUUCCUUUCUUUGCCUGAAAAGGUACGCAAGCAACAUUUUUCCCGCGAAGAGCAGGCACUCCUCCAACAAAGGCACCAACAGGCCUUGCUUCCCGACGACCAAGACAUCGAGUGGGCACAACAACGCUUCAACGACUUUCAUUUCGACUUUCCCAGCCCUCCGGUCGACCUUCCUGAACGUGGACGCUCACGACGACGUUCUUCAUCGGCCUCUUCGACUGUCAGCCCUUCCCGCCCUUCUUUCGGGCCGUCUGCUACACUUGACACGAGCAAGGACCGAAACAGGCAUUUACUAUAUCUCGACACCAUGGCCACGCCGAUGUUUACGCGAAGAGAGAUGCCGAUAGAUAACAUGAGACGAACAAUGUCACUUACCUCCCACCCCGUCCGCCACGGAUCCUCAUACAUGUCGGACCCUCCCUUCUUCAAUGCUAGGCCAAGAGGUCUUCACCAACGUGCGCACUCCUCUUCGCUCGCAAGUCACACGUUACCAUCCAUGCCUUCACCCCUUGUUGUCGAUACCGAAGCGACCCAUUACCAAGAUCCAGAGGCGAGAAAGAAGUUGCGCAUGUACCUUGCAUCACCCCAAAAGUUUGAUGAAGCGAUUGAGUUCGGUUUCCCAUCUUCGGCAGGAAAUGACUCUGCUACACCGCACUUUCAGCUACCCCAGAUCGACAACCAUGCCCGUAAGUUCAGUCGAGACAUGCAGACCUUCCUCAGAGACGGGCAGUUGUCCUUUUUCGAAGACAAUGAAAACCAAGGACUGGAGUCUGACGCUGGCUCAGUAGCCGACAUGGACUCACCCGCUACGCCUUCUAGCACCGGAUUGUCAUUCCGUAUGCAUUCUCGCCAGAUCUCGCAUCGCAAAUUCUCAGUUGAAUCGCCCGCUCCUUCGCCUGUUCACUCCGCCAACGGGCAGUUCAACCGAGAGAUGACACUCCGUAUGACUUUGACCCGGCCCGAUUUACGAGCUGACGAAGAUCAACUGUAUGGUUGGCAAAGCUCGAGCCCGAAAGCUCCGAAAGACGACCCAUUGGCACUCGAAGAUCUGGUCUUUACCGACGAUAUGACAGGUACCAAAGGCGCAUUCUACGUCAAGCCCAAACCACGCGGAAACCUCGUCAGCCGUCUAUUGAAGCGUGCCAGCCUCAAAGCAACAAGUCGCUGA
This is a messenger RNA of Alternaria burnsii, 1440 nucleotides long. RefSeq lists its product as uncharacterized. Bases 1 to 1440 code for a protein of 479 amino acids. NCBI's taxonomy places the organism in Eukaryota, Fungi, Ascomycota, Dothideomycetes, Pleosporales, Pleosporaceae. The transcript has 2 exons. The record is from RefSeq and is a predicted model, not a curated record.